Perca fluviatilis (European perch) is the source of this 5280-nucleotide messenger RNA. RefSeq lists its product as uncharacterized. The coding region runs from base 538 to 2049 and encodes 503 amino acids. The record is from RefSeq and is a predicted model, not a curated record. Gene Ontology annotation, molecular function: phosphotyrosine residue binding. The transcript has 8 exons. NCBI's taxonomy places the organism in Eukaryota, Metazoa, Chordata, Actinopteri, Perciformes, Percidae.
UAAUUCUUCCACUAUUGCCAUCACCUCACAUCUAGCAGCCAAUAAAUAUAGCCUAUUACAUCGUUUUGCAUUUAACACCAUGAAGCCCUUAUCAGAUGGGGCUCGGAGCUUGGAUUUAAAAAAAACAGACAUGAGAGACACAUUCAUGGAGCGGUGAAGGUAUUGUCAGCGGGGUUAGAAGUCCGGUAGGUGGCAGUGAAUGUUCUCAGGUAGGGAGGGCAGGUUGUGGGGGGCGUGUGUUCUACUUGCACAAGCGCUCCCAUGUUGCGUAGGCUAGUCUGGAAACCUGACGUGGAGAGCAGCCGAGCGGUGAGUGACAGAGUUGCGGCAGGGCAGAUCACAAAGUGCCUGUGGCCGCGCUUCCCCCGCUCGCGCACUCCUCUCCGGACCGACAGCCUCGUGCGACUUGCUCCGACACCGGUCGGCUGGCCGCGGGUGACCCGAGAAACCCACUUUUGACGAACAGACUCGGGCUCCGCUGACAGGAAAGGUGGAACUAAACUACAUUCAUUGACUUGAGAGCGAUGCACUGGCAGCAUGGCCAAGUGGUUCAAGGAGCACUUAGGAUUCAAAACUACCAAAGCAACCCCUCCGGCGCUUCCGAAACCGGACUACAGACAUUGUCACACCGGUGUGCCCGUUGCGCCUGGCUACCAACAAACAAGCUCCGGGGCCACCUUCCCGAGCCCCGCUCAACCGGACAUCCUCGCUGCUUACAAACUACAGAAGGAACUGGACUUCGAGGACCCGUACACUCCAGGUGGAAAUAUUUCAUUUGGCUCGAGCCUGAACGCUGUGGGGUCGCCGGAUAUCAAGUAUGUGUCACCAAAACACCGACUUAUCAAGGUGGAAACAAUCGAAAAGAGCAGCCCAGCUCCAGGCGGCGGUGUCACAGUCACCCAAGCUGUUGCUGUAGGGAGUGUUAAAUCACCGACUUCACCUCCCCCGGACCACGAGAACAAGGAGAAGCUCAUUAUCCUUGAAGACUACGCAGACCCUUUCGAUGCUGAGCAGGCUGGUGGCACUCAGACCAGCACGGAAAAAGUGACGACAGAGAAUGAUGGCUACAUGGAGCCAUAUGAGGCCCAGAAGAUGAUGGCAGAAAUACGAUCUGGUGGGCGAGGACCUAAGGAAGGACCGGGGAGACAGCUGCCUCUGUACGACACGCCGUAUGAGCCAGCUGAGAACGGCGGAGACUCUGACCCUGAGCGCUCGCGAUGCCCCAGAGAGAGCCGCCUGCCCCAGGAUGAUGAGCGACCCCCUGAGGAGUAUGACCAGCCAUGGGAGUGGAAGAAAGAAAGGAUUUCCAAAGCCUUUGCAGCUCUGCUUUGUUAUGACUGCAUUAGCUACGAGGGUUCUGUAAGUGGCACUGGAUCAGGUCCCCACGGCGGAAAGGACUGCACCUCUAAAUCCCUCACAGUAGAGAUUAAAGUGAUCAAGGACCUACCCUGGCCCCCUCCUGUCGGGCAGCUCAACACCAGCCCUCCCCUGGUGGAGGAGCUGGAGUCUCCCUCCCAGACAGCUCAGCCCUCACCAGGACAGACAAGCUGUGACCAGCACCACCAUGUCCAGUUUGAUGGCGUGGAGAAGUCUCGAAUGUCGCCUACCAAGGAGGGGAAAACCCGCCCGCUGCAGCGACACUCCAGUGGCUGUCUGGUCAACACCAAAAUGACUUCACUAGACCACUGCAGUUCCUCUCUCGGGGAGCGAAUUGACCCCACCAUGCCCCUGGAAAGCCAGUUCUGGUACCAUGGAGCAAUCAGCCGAACAGAUGCAGAGUCUCUGCUCCGGCUGUGUAAGGAGGCCAGCUACCUGGUGAGAAACAGCGAGACCUGCAAGAACGACUACUCCCUCUCCCUUAAAAGCAGCCAGGGCUUCAUGCACAUGAAGCUGUCACGGACGAAGGAGAACAAGUACAUCCUGGGCCAGAACAGCUGCCCUUUUGACAGCGUGCCUGAGAUAAUCCAUUUCUACUCCAGCCGCAAGCUGCCCAUCAAGGGUGCCGAACACAUGUCCCUGCUCUACCCUGUAGCCAUCAGGACACUAUAGUGCUCUGGGUCCCCUGCAGGCGUCGGCCCCUGCAGCACCCACUGGGCCACCCUAUGGCUCCAAGCUUCCUGUCCCUCUGGACAGAGCCCAUUAAGCUCAUGGGAAGAUGAACAGUGGCAUCCCAAAACUGCUGAUCCUGACUCACCUCACUGGCCAACAGAUUCCAGACCUGUUUUUGAAGGCCUACUGCAUACUAUCUUACACAUACAGACUCAGUGUUGCAGAAGUCUUUAUUAUUUUAUUUUAUUGUAUUUAUGACAAACACCAACUUCAUUACAUCACAGACUGACUAUCUGUUGAACAUCAUUUCAUUGAUUCUUGAGCUGAUUUCCCUUAGCACUUAACACUCAAAGAAAAAGAAAGGUACAACAAUUAAACAUUUGUCACUGGGGUGUACCUUUAAUUAUAAUAUGUUGUACCUUUUUCUGAAAAGAGUGCACAUCAUGAAAAAUUAGGUAUGGACAAGUUUGUUUGACUUUGCUCAUUUGGUUAGGCUCUGUUGAUACUGUAAUUGUUCGUAAGGGGACUUGAAGAUUGUAGGAGCUGUGUAAGGGAAGAGACAUUUAUGAGGCAUGUUGAGGUAAAUUGUCCUCAUGGGCCCCAUACAGUGGUCGGGAUAUUGAAUAAACUGGCCUUGUAUGAAUGGUGUGUCCCCAGCUGCAUGGGAAUAGCAGGCCUGUGAGCAGUGCAGACUGAUCUCUCUAUCUUGUCAUAGUGCAUGCUGUCUGCUAUCCAUCACUGAGUGGGUGUCUCACACCAAUGACAGUGUAAGUACCAUAGUGGUGAGACAGGCAGGAGAUCAUGAUGGAUGGGUCAACCCAUCUGACACAGUACAAUUGGCUGAGGCUAGAGACCAGAGACUGUCCAAAUGGACCAAAUUAGCCCCGCUACCCCUCCUUAAAAUGGCUUUGCAUCGGGAGAAUGAAAUAUGUCUGCAUUGUCUACCUCAGAAAAUCAAUUUCAUUCGCCCAUCUGCAGAUCAAUAGGUACAAUGGGAUUGCAGACAUCGAUCUGCUCUCCCUUCAACAUUCCCAAUUCCCUUAAAAUUGCUUCAUCGGUUUUAGUAAUAUGAUUUUUUGAAUAAAGUUAAUCCAAGUUUUUUUUUUUUAUGAAAACACAAGCAGAUUUUCCAGAUCAGCAAUUGUAUGUAUAGUCACUAAUAUGAUACUGUGUGAUGUCAGUAACAAAUGUUUGGUUAAUGCCUUAUAAUGCAUGGGUCAAAUCAGUCCGCUAGAUCAGCUGAUUUCCAGUUCUGCUUUUAACGAUUGUUCUGUGACUGUAAUUUAUUCUGGGGUAAUUAUUACUGAUGUGUUACUCCUUUGUGAUGGCCCGUCGGCCCCCUCGCCCUCAUUGUUCUGUGCCGAUGUGAUCGUGUUUUUUGGGACUACUCCAGCCUCUUUUACUGUGGUGCUUUGCAUUUUUGUUGUUUCAAGUUCCGCUAAAUGCACGUUUGCCUCGGUGUCCUGACUCUGAGACGUGAGUCAUGGCGUCUCCUGACCAACGGGGUUGUCAAGCAUCGCGUGAGAGACGAUCACAUAUUCUCCCUCGGACCAAUCGCAGCGCAGCCUGUCCGAACCAGAAAAAACACUUACCUUCAUUCUGUCAUGCUUCCACUUGGCAUUAAAAUCUCUCUAUCAUCUACCCUUCACUACCAGAUGUUUAUUCAUGUGCAAAUGUGAGUGAGCAUGCUUGUGUCCAACAUGUGUACGGUAUAUGUAUGCACACGAGAAUUUGUGCACAGACUUUCUGAGUUCCGGUGUGUUUUUGACCCUGCUGGUACAAACUGGCAGCCCUUGCUUGAACCUCUUUGGUUGUCAGUACCUUUUUUUUUUUUUCUCCCCUGAACUCAAGAAACUAGAAUUCAGCCCCAUGACAUUUAAAUUUCUUCUUGUAUUUUCUCAUUAACCACAUUUUAUUUCAGCAACUCCUAGAAAUGUCAUGUCUGUCUUGUGGUCUGCUCUCUGUAGUUUAUUGUAACAGAACCAAUAAUAUUUCAGCCCACAGCAGCAUUAAAUAUCGCUGACCAGUUACAAGAAGCGGAGUCUAAUGAUUUGUGACAAACUGCCUCUUCAGAGGAAACCUUUGUCAGUCUUAUGAGUUGCAAAAUGUUGUGGUUAAAUGAGCAAAUCCAAGUAAAAAUGGAAAUUUGGGGAGGGGGGCUUUGGUCCAAGCUGAAAAUGACUGACACUAAGGAAUUAUAAACUGACUUAAGCGAGCAUGACCACUUUAUAUACUAAGUCAAAUACAUUUUGGCUUUGGCUAUAUCUACGCUCUGUGUGCUAUGCAACUCUGAACUGCAGUCAUUGAAGGAAAAAUGAUUGGAGUGUGUGCCUCCACCAAAUGUUUAUGACCAAUAUGAUGGUACAAAAUGUCCACCAGGAAGAGAUGUAAUCAGCAAAAUGACCUGAUUAGUUAAAGAUAAUAGAUUGCAGAAAGUGGGAUGUAUAACAGAUGUUUAUUUUGUUGGUGCAGUAAGUUAGCAGACAGAUGUUGCUGUCCUCAGAUUAAGUAUGCCAUAUGAGGGUGUCUGUUCGUGUGAUAAGACAACCUCUGCAGCUUUAUUAAGAAAUAGCAUGUUGUCGAUUUGGACCUAUGUAUUUCCUUGAGAGAAUAUAUCCUAAGAAGAAAUGCAAAUGAAAUAAACUAUAUGUGUGAUGUAUCCUUUAUGUUCUAAAUGUUCCCUGUCUAAGUGAUGAAAUGUUGACAGUGAGGCUCUUUAUUUAGUUACUGCUGCUGAUGAGUAUUAGUCCACUAUAGGAAAGAGCCUGCAUACGACGGCCACACUGCCUAGAGAGAGGCCUUAGCUUUGGAAGAAAAAAAAAGGGAAAAUGAGAAUAAGGGGGAGACAGAGGAGAAGGUGUUCUGACGGGGAGGGAUUUGCUGCAAUCAGCAGACACACAUUCGUAUAUUUCUAUUAUGAGAACCUGAAAGAGCCCUUCUCUUCCCUCAGAAGUGUCUUAAUGUGUGUGUGUGUGUGUAUGUGUGUGUGUGUGUGUGUGUGUAAGCAACCAUCAGCCAUUGACUUGCCUCGUGUGGAUCACUUUACUGAGGUAAAGUGGCAUGUAUGAGUUUCCUUUGUGUACAUUUUCGUGCCACGUAUGUAUGCACUACUAUAACCUAUCUCUGUACAGUCCCUCAUGGCCAAAUGUAUAUACUGAAUGUAUUGUAUGGGGACAUAGAGGCAUCAAGGUUCAAAAAUAAAUAAAAUUGGGUUUAUGAGUUAAAGUGUGA